Ylistrum balloti is the source of this 1611-nucleotide messenger RNA. RefSeq names its product putative ferric-chelate reductase 1 homolog. Lineage: Eukaryota; Metazoa; Mollusca; Bivalvia; Pectinida; Pectinidae. Gene Ontology annotation, molecular function: oxidoreductase activity, acting on metal ions. The transcript has 12 exons. Bases 1 to 1611 code for a protein of 536 amino acids. The record is from RefSeq and is a predicted model, not a curated record.
AUGUGGUGGGUGGUGUUACUCUCUGCCAAAGUGGGCAUGGUCUGGAGCUACAGUAUGGGGGCACCUUCUACCACCUGCUCCACCAUGUUUCCCGUACACAGUGGUAGUCCUGCACAGACCACUCAACCGCCGUACUUCUUCCAGCUCAGCAAGACUACCUUCACACCAGGAGAAACACUCUCAGUGAACUUGGUUGGAAAUGGAGUGAUAUUGAGAGGGUACCAGAUUCAAGCCCGAGAUGGGAAUGGUAACGUGGUAGGACAGUUCACGUCAGCCGCCGGGGCCAGGACGAUCACCUGUGGUCUGGAGAAUGGAGCACUGACCCACAGUAACGCCAGAAACAAACAGGGUGUAAGUUUUACUUGGCAAGCACCCACCCCCGCUGUAGGAGGCAUCCAGUUCAUUGCAACUGUUGUGCAGACCUACAAUGUUUUUUGGUUGAACGUGAAUUCUCCACAAAUAACAGCGGUUACCGUUCCUCCAACUCUUCCACCACAACCGCCAACGACCAUGGUGGUCACAGUGCCGUCAACAAGAAAGCCACCCGUCACUCUGCCGCCUGAGACCACCACAUCGGCGGCAAUGACAGAAGAAAUCACCACUCAGGCGCCUACCAUAGUAACGACAGAUCUAACACAGAUACAAACGCAAACGACACCAGCAUCGGGAAGAGUGACAAUGGAUGAUACAUGCGGUACCAGCAAGGGCUGUUUCGUGAGCUGUGAGGGGGACAGCUGUGAAUAUGUUGUCACUUGGAAACAUGGACCAGAGUAUGUCGACUUCGAAGUAUCAUCGAAGAUCGAGAUUGAUGGUGUCCACUGGAUAGCGAUCGCUUUCUCUAAUGAUGUUAAAAUGUAUUUCUUCCUUUGUUUAGCGAUUUUGAUGAUAAUCGCUUGGAUCCUGUGUACUGGGAUAGGAAUUGUAGCCGCUCGCUAUUACAAACCAGUGUGGACCGCCACCAACGUGAUGGGACAGAGAAUAUGGUUUCAGAUUCACAGAACAUGCAUGGUGACCGCCUUGGUGUUAACACUCAUCGGCUUUGUAAUUAUUUUCGUUGAGGCGGGAGGAUAUAGUCAAAUUCCAAAAAUAGAAGGAAAAGAAUAUUUACAAGCUCAUCCCCCACUGGGAAUAAUAGUCACGAUUCUAGCUAUCAUAAAUCCUAUCAUGUCAAUAUUCAGACCAGGUCCAAAAGAUGAAAAACGGCCAAUCUUUAACUGGGCUCACUGGUCCGUGGGUAUGCUCGCCCAUAUCCUAUCUAUUAUAGCGAUAUGUUUUGGGAUGGAGAUGAAGAAGUCGACAGCUCCAUCGUAUUCCGUGUGGGUCGUAGUCGGAUACGUGAUAUAUCACGUGAUUAUGGAGAUUACACUGAAGUCGUUUGAUCUCUACCUGAACAGAUCAGACCCUGGUCGUAUUGAUGCUCUGGGAAUGACAAACACUGGAGUUUCAGCACAGAACGGAAACCACUUCAAAGCGCCUCCUGCGUACACUGAAAGGGAUACAGUUAAACCCCCUAAGGACAGCACAGUGAAAAAAAUACUUCUGAUUUUCCACAUGGCCAUUGCGACAGCUUUUACCGUCACUUUGGUCCUCCUGGUUGCUCUCUACGACUGA